Messenger RNA from Suillus discolor, 417 nucleotides. RefSeq lists its product as uncharacterized. The record is from RefSeq and is a predicted model, not a curated record. The coding region runs from base 1 to 417 and encodes 138 amino acids. The transcript is spliced from 2 exons. Lineage: Eukaryota; Fungi; Basidiomycota; Agaricomycetes; Boletales; Suillaceae.
AUGCAAAGUAUUACGCUGGGAACCCACUGGGGUUGGAGGCAACAUAGUGAUUGUCCUCAGCUAGAAAGUAUCGGCCUCGUUAUGAACGCUAUAACUACAGAUAUCACAUCUCAGAGGCCUGGGGGUGGCGUUCGAAGGCCCAAAGUCACGAGUCUAAACGUAGGAGACUCGAGAGUCGGUGAUCCGCUCGCAGUUGCUGCGUUUCUAUCGAACGUUUUCCCACGUUUAUUAUCAGUUGACGCGUUUAAUCGUUUGGGGGGCAGGCGGAGACCUAUACCUGCUGCGAAGGAGCAUGAAGAGAAGUGGAAAGAAGCGGAAAAGCUUUUACCUGCAUUCUCCAAAGUUCGCGCCCAGGAGCACCCUCCUGUGGGACCAAGAAGGAAGGCCUUCUUUCUCGAGGAGCUGUAUCUUGCUUGA